CCCUUUUGUGCCUUCAUCACCUUUCUUUUGCCUUGCUCUCUGUGUUGACCAUGAAAGGUUUUUCAAUCCAAGUCAAGUGGUGGAAUGGCUUUUAUUGAUUUUGGGGGCUGUUGACGGUGAGUUUGCCAUUGGAUUAUUUGUGGCAUACAUUUUAAUGUGGAAUACUAAUGCGAAACCAGGAGGAAACCGGUCGUUGGGCUUCAUCUGUGAAAAGAUGCCAGUUAACUCAAAGCUUUACAGAGGGGAUGAUAGAAAAUGUCGAAUGCCUUAAAAGAGUGCGGUUAGAUGUGAGCUGGCAUUUUUGUGCACCCUCCCAAACCCUAGGCUUUAGCUGAGCAGAGAAGAAAGCAGUAAUGAGUUUAGGAAAGUGAAGAACAAAGGCAGUGGGAGCUGACUGGGGAACACUAAGCAUUUUGCCUUGGGGUUCCUUGUGGAAAAAACAGCAACUUCCCUAAACAGGAAACCAGCAGCUCCAGAAUCAUCUCCAAGAUUAUCUCAACAUCGGAUAGAACUAGUUCUGUCUCCUGGUUUGGUGAAAGUACAGUCAAGAGGAGCCCAUAGAAGACAUGAUUGAAAAUAAAUGUCUCCCUGCUUUGAAGAGGGCGUUUUGUUCCUCUUUGCAUUCAGCAGAAUAGAGUCUUUUCAGAAAUGCCGAGGAUCUUAGAAUUGGUUAAGUUGUGUGCUGGCAGUUGGUGGGCAGAGUAUCUGCAGUGAAGGGUGUCAAGUAUGCAAGCGUUUUUAUUGUUAGAAAUUUUUUCAUAUGAUUGCAGAGCGUCCAGUGUGGGGAAAAAACUGGCAAAAAGGGAACAAGAGUGUGGGGUUAGCUCAGAGUACUCUGUGUAGUAUUUAAUAGAGAUAAAUGUAAUCUUGGACUGAUACACCAGUAAAUAGCUUACAUGAUGGAACAAAAUUCUUUACAAAUCACUGUGCUAAAAUUGUUUUUCAAUUCGACAUCAUUUUUGACUGCCAGAGGUUCUGUGUCUGAGUGUGGCAGAAAUCUGCUUGCAAAGCAGAUCGCAGUCCAUGUUGCAUGAUAUGCUGUUCCUGCUUUUCUGGUGCCAACUAAAACUCCGAUGGCUAAUAUGAUAAACCUUAAUUAGCUUAAGACAGUAAGCUGUUUUAUAAUUUAGUCCUUCACUCCUGUCUUUAGAAAGUCAGUGAUUUUUAUUUAACUUUGACAGCCAACUCCUUGCGAUGGGUAUUUCGUGAUAAUAUGUUUAAAGCCCUCUCUGUAAGGCAUUGCAUGUCACAGAAUGUUCUGGUCUACUCUCUCUGUGGUUUUUAGCUUUGUUACUCCCCCUCCCCCCAGGAGGCUCCUGGAAAUAGCAUUUGUUUUGCAUUUAGGCAGUCUUUUCAGCUGCAAAUGCUGUUUGAGGUUGGAGAGCUGGUUCUCUAGGGUAGGAAUCGGAAGCUCAUCUUGGGUUGAGGUCUGUCUCAGGUGGCAGUCUCCUGCUGAGGUGUAAGAAUGUAGCAGGCCCAGGUCUCCGGGAGAGGAGCGGAGAGUUUUCUGGGCUUGGGAAUAGAGUGUGGAGAGUAAGCAACAGCAUUCUGUCUCCUGGAAGAGCCAGGAGGGAACAGGGUGUCAUCCACACUUGGGGCCGGGGCCUGUGCGUUGCUGCCGCUGCCACUGUCGCUGUGUGGGCAGCCACACCUGGAGCCUGGAGCCCAGCGCCUGGUUGGGAUUGCCUGCAGCAGUCUUCAAGGAGGAUGGGCAGGCCGUCUCCUCUGGAGAAGGACUGUAACAUCUGAUCAAAUUCAUGACCAUGGGGGAUAUGAAGACCCCAGACUUUGAUGACCUCCUGGCAGCAUUUGACAUCCCAGAUAUGGUCGAUCCCAAAGCAGCUAUUGAGUCUGGACACGAUGACCAAGAAAGCCACAUCAAGCAGAAUGCUCAUGGAGAUGACGACUCCCACACACCAUCCUCGUCCGACGUUGGCGUCAGUGUUAUUGUUAAGAAUGUUCGGAACGUUGAUUCCUCUGAGGGCACGGAGAAAGAUGGCCACAACCCCACAGGCAAUGGCUUACAUAAUGGGUUUCUCACAGCAUCCUCUCUUGACAGUUAUAGUAAAGAUGGAUCGAAGUCCUUGAAAGGAGAUGUGCCUACCUCAGAGGUGACUUUGAAAGACUCAACUUUCAGCCAGUUUAGCCCUAUCUCAAGUGCUGAGGAGUUUGAUGACGAUGAGAAGAUAGAGGUGGAUGACCCCCCUGAUAAAGAGGACUUGCGUUCAAGUUUUAGAUCGAAUAUGUUGACGGGGUCGGUUCCCCAACAGGACUAUGAGAAACUAAAAGCACUUGGAGGGGAAAACUUAAGCAAACCUGGAAUCUCUACUUCAGGCAAUAUAGAUAAGAGCAAAGUUGUGAAGAGAGAGACAGAAACAAAUUCUAUAAAUCUGAGUGUUUAUGAACCUUUUAAAGUCAGAAAAGUGGAGGAUAAAUUGAAGGAAAACUCUGAAAAGGUGCUUGAAAACAGGGUGCAUGAUGGGAAGCCGAGCUCCGAGAAGAAUGGCGCCACCCUCGGUGGCGUGGCGCCGUUGAGGACAAGGCCGUCCUCCAAGCUUUCCUCGUGCAUAGCUGCCAUCGCAGCGCUGAGUGCUAAAAAGGCUGCUUCUGACUCCUGUAAAGACCCGGUGACCAAUUCACGGGAAUCCUCUCCGUUACCAAAAGAAGUAAAUGAUAGUCCUCGAGCCAUGGACAAGUCUCCUGAAUCCCAGAGUCUCAUCGAUGGGACGAAAAAAGCAUCCCUAAAGCAGCCGGAUAGUCCCAGGAGCAUUUCAAGUGAAAACAGCAGCAAGGGAUCGCCAUCCUCUCCCGCAGGAUCGACACCAGCAAUUCCCAAAGUCCGCAUAAAAACCAUUAAGACGUCUUCUGGGGAAAUAAAGAGAACCGUGACAAGGGUAUUGCCAGAAGUUGAUCUCGACUCUGGGAAGAAGCCUUCUGAGCAGACGGGGUCGAUGAUGGCGUCUGUGACGUCACUUCUGUCAUCUCCAACUUCGGCUGCCGUCCUUUCCUCUCCCCCCAGAGCGCCCCUGCAGUCGACAGUCGUCACCAACGCAGUGUCCCCUGCAGAGCUAACCCCCAAACAGGUCACUAUUAAGCCUGUGGCAACUGCCUUCCUCCCAGUGUCGGCCGUGAAGACGGCGGGUUCUCAAGUCAUUAAUUUGAAGCUCGCUAACAACACGACGGUCAAAGCCACGGUCAUCUCUGCUGCCUCUGUUCAGAGCGCCAGCAGCGCCAUCAUUAAAGCUGCCAACGCCAUCCAGCAGCAAACCGUCGUGGUGCCAGCAUCCAGCCUGGCCAACGCCAAACUCGUGCCAAAGACUGUGCACCUCGCCAACCUUAACCUUCUGCCUCAGGGCGCCCAGGCCACUUCUGAGCUCCGCCAAGUGCUAACCAAACCUCAGCAGCAAAUAAAGCAGGCAAUAAUCAAUGCAGCAGCCUCACAACCACCCAAAAAGGUGUCUCGAGUCCAGGUGGUGUCCUCCUUGCAGAGUUCCGUGGUGGAAGCUUUCAACAAGGUGCUGAGUAGCGUCAACCCAGUCCCAGUUUACAUCCCCAACCUCAGUCCUCCUGCUAACGCAGGCAUCACGUUACCGACCCGCGGGUACAAGUGCUUGGAGUGUGGCGACUCCUUUGCUCUCGAGAAGAGUCUGACUCAACACUACGACAGACGCAGCGUGCGCAUCGAAGUAACGUGCAACCACUGUACCAAGAACCUCGUUUUUUACAACAAGUGUAGUCUCCUCUCCCACGCCCGUGGGCACAAGGAAAAGGGAGUCGUAAUGCAGUGCUCCCACUUGAUUUUAAAGCCAGUCCCAGCAGAUCAAAUGAUUGUUUCUCCAUCAAGCAAUACUUCUGCUUCAUCUUCCGCUCUUCCGAGCUCUGUGGGAACCAGCACACACACUGUCACAAAAAUUCAGUCUGGCAUAACUGGGACGGUCAUAUCGGCUCCUUCCAGCACACCCAUCAUUCCAGCUAUGCCUCUAGAUGAAGACCCAUCCAAGCUCUGCAGGCAUAGUCUGAAAUGUUUGGAGUGUAAUGAAGUUUUCCAGGACGAGACCUCGUUGGCUACUCAUUUCCAGCAGGCUGCAGAUGCGAGUGGCCAAAAGACUUGCACCAUCUGCCAGAUGCUGCUUCCUAACCAGUGCAGUUAUGCAUCCCACCAGAGAAUCCAUCAGCACAAAUCUCCCUACACCUGCCCUGAGUGCGGGGCCAUCUGCAGGUCGGUGCACUUCCAGACCCACGUCACCAAGAACUGUCUGCACUACACGAGGAGAGUUGGGUUUCGAUGUGUACAUUGCAAUGUUGUGUACUCUGAUGUGGCCGCACUGAAGUCUCACAUUCAAGGUUCUCACUGUGAAGUCUUCUACAAGUGUCCUAUUUGUCCAAUGGCAUUUAAGUCUGCCCCAAGUACACAUUCCCAUGCCUACACACAGCAUCCUGGCAUCAAAAUAGGAGAACCAAAAAUAAUAUACAAGUGUUCCAUGUGCGACACUGUAUUUACCCUGCAAACCCUGCUGUAUCGCCACUUUGACCAACACAUCGAAAACCAAAAGGUGUCUGUUUUCAAGUGUCCAGACUGUUCUCUUUUAUAUGCACAGAAGCAACUCAUGAUGGACCAUAUCAAGUCUAUGCAUGGAACAUUGAAAAGUAUUGAAGGGCCUCCAAACUUGGGUAUAAACUUGCCUUUGAGCAUUAAGCCCACAACUCAAAAUUCAGCAAAUCAAAACAAAGAGGACACCAGAUCCAUGAAUGGGAAAGAGAAAUUGGAAAAGAAAUCUCCAUCUCCUGUGAAAAAAUCAAUGGAACCCAAGAAAGUGGCCAGUCCUGGCUGGACAUGUUGGGAGUGUGACCGCCUGUUCACUCAGAGAGAUGUUUACAUUUCCCACGUGAGGAAGGAGCACGGGAAGAUAACCCUCCUUCCACCACUUCACAGAAACUCCACAAGCCACAACCCUCUGACGCCAACUUCCACAAGCAAACUGCAGGCCUUUUUCAAGCAAAUGAAAAAACACCCUUGCCGCCAGUGUGACAAAUCCUUCAGCUCGUCGCACAGCCUGUGCCGCCACAAUCGGAUCAAGCACAAAGGCAUCAGGAAAGUUUAUACCUGCUCGCACUGCCCAGACUCCAGGCGUACCUUUACGAAACGGCUGAUGCUGGAGAAGCAUAUCCAACUCAUGCAUGGUAUUAAGGACCCGGACUUGAAGGAAAUGACAGAAGCCGCCAAUGAGGAGGAAACGGAAAUAAAAGAAGAUACCAAGGUUCCCAGUCCCAAGCGGAAGUUGGAAGAACCAGUUUUAGAGUUCAGACCUCCCAGAGGAGCGAUUACUCAGCCACUGAAAAAGCUCAAGAUAAAUGUUUUUAAGGUCCACAAAUGUGCCGUGUGCGGCUUCACCACCGAGAAUCUGCUGCAGUUCCACGAGCACAUCCCUCAACACAAGUCGGACGGCUCCUCCCACCAGUGCCGCGAGUGCGGGCUCUGCUACACGUCGCACGUCUCCCUGUCCAGGCACCUCUUCAUCGUGCACAAGCUGAAGGAGCCGCAGCCGGUGUCCAAGCAGAACGGGUCCGGGGAGGACAGCCAGCAGGAGAACAAGCCCAGCCACGAGGACGAGUCGCCCGACGGCGCGGCCUCAGACAGAAAGUGCAAAGUGUGCGCCAAAACGUUUGAAACGGAAGCUGCCUUAAACGCUCACAUGCGGACACAUGGCAUGGCCUUCAUUAAAUCCAAAAGAGUGAAUUCAGCUGAGAAAUAGCCACAGACCUUCCCUAAGGAAAAUCCCUGUCCACAUUGGAAUAAAAAAGACAUUUUUGUUACAAAAAGUCUGCAGUAUAAUCGAGUUCGCAGUACUGUCUAGGCUGUUGCAAUAUAUUCUCCUUCAAUGUACGUUCUCCACCUCAUCGUAUAUAUCCUUGAUAAGUAUUAAAACAGUAUUUGAGUUUAAAAGAGUUUGUAUAUAUUUAAAUGAAUAACUUUUUAUACUCUUUGUUACAUGUUUGUAUCAGUAUUUAGUGGAAAAUGUUUUUUUUUUUUUUUCCUGGGUUAGAAUUUUUCUUUUUGUACUGUUUAUUUACAACAGAGUUCUUAGCAACAGGGGCAGUUCCUGAAUUCAAAUAAACCAUUUUGUAUGUUACAGAUUUGAAUGGGUUAACUAAUUACAGGCUAAGAUAAUGCCUUUUUUAGUGUUUUUAAUUUUUAGAUUUCACUACAUAAAUUGUAAGUGAUUGUGGGUCUCAAAACACUAGGGACUUUUAAGUGUCUUAGCACCAUCCUCAACGUGCCUGCUCUAAGUCAGGGGGUGCACAUUGCAGACAGGACCACACUCCGCGUGUGGCAUUUUUUCCAGGCCAUGCCAAACAGUGUUUAAGGCAGCCUUGCAGGUAGCUUCUUUCCCCAUGGUGGAUAAAAACGUAGGCCAGAAAUCCAGCAAGGAAUGUGGAUUUCCUUAAUUCCAUCUUAGAACGGGGAAGAAGGGUAUUCUAAAGGGAAAAAAACGGGGCUGGUAGUUUUCUGAGCAAAUUUGCAAGGCUGGCUUAAAGAGCACAAGGAGAUAAAGUUACGAAAGGGCUGGACUACUGUAAAAGUUACAAAUAUGUAGUUAGACCAAUAGAUUUAUCUAGUCAAGUUUUUGUCAUGUAAUUUAUUAACUAUUACAAAGACACAACUAAAGAUAUCAAGUAUUUCUCUGGCUCUUGACAGGAAAAAAAAUCACAGUUGACUUAACCCUUUGCUGUCUCAAGAGUUGGUGUUUCCUGUUCUGGGUGCUACUGCCAAACGUCCUGGUACUUAGAGCUGGGAUGCACAACUUCAACCACCGACUUAUCAAUGCAGCAGCCUGCGCGUCGCAGCCGUUCAAUUAAGCACUGAGCCACCUGGGUUUAGUUCGGUCAUUUGAAUAAGUCUCUUUCGUAUUGGUGGUUCUCCUUUAUUGAAGUGCAGCAGAGGUACUCUUCUGUCCCUUCUAUUUGUAGUUCUCUGGGAGAGUUAUAUUUUUUGGGUUUCGUUUUGUGUUUUCUUUUGCAUUUUAUAUCUUGUAUUUAUCCCUCAACAUGUUUUGUACUUUUUUUUUUUUUUUAAGAAAAGAAAUUCUUUUGUGUAUAUAUAGAUACUUGCAUGAUAUACUGUAGUCUAUGUUCGGUUCCUCAAAGGUCUUGCUGCUGUCAGGUGUCAUGCACUACGUCCAUCCUAACUGUAUUAAACACAUUUCAUAUGUAAAUAAACGUGGGACAUUUGGCCCUUGUG
Messenger RNA from Diceros bicornis minor, 7240 nucleotides. It is a transcript of the gene ZNF532, whose product is annotated as zinc finger protein 532. The record is from RefSeq and is a predicted model, not a curated record. NCBI's taxonomy places the organism in Eukaryota, Metazoa, Chordata, Mammalia, Perissodactyla, Rhinocerotidae. The transcript has 10 exons. The coding region runs from base 1758 to 5753 and encodes 1331 amino acids.